This is a messenger RNA of Scaptodrosophila lebanonensis, 303 nucleotides long. Its product is annotated as wiskott-Aldrich syndrome protein homolog 1-like. The record is from RefSeq and is a predicted model, not a curated record. Lineage: Eukaryota; Metazoa; Arthropoda; Insecta; Diptera; Drosophilidae. The transcript has a single exon. The annotation marks the transcript as partial.
UUCCUCAUUGUUGCCAUUGCUUUCUUGGCCUGCGCCUAUGCCGAUGUCUCGGAGUUGGCUGCUGCCUCCUCCGGAUACGAUUAUCCCGCACCCGCUCCUGUGGAGAGCUACAUUCCUCCUGCACUGCCAGCACCAGCGCCGGAGGAGCAAUACAUUCCCCCCGCACCACCCGCACCAGCAUACAUUCCCCCUGCACCACAAGUCGCUGAGCCCGAGCCGGUCAUCGAGGAGAUCGAGCAGCCAGCUCAGGACGGCUAUCGUUACAAGACUGUGCGUCGUCGUGUCUUCCGCCACCGCGCCUAA